Gastrolobium bilobum is the source of this 1129-nucleotide messenger RNA. Its product is annotated as protein FD. Gene Ontology annotation, cellular component: nucleus. The record is from RefSeq and is a predicted model, not a curated record. Gene Ontology annotation, molecular function: DNA-binding transcription factor activity. NCBI's taxonomy places the organism in Eukaryota, Viridiplantae, Streptophyta, Magnoliopsida, Fabales, Fabaceae. The coding region runs from base 250 to 906 and encodes 218 amino acids. Gene Ontology annotation, biological process: positive regulation of DNA-templated transcription. The transcript is spliced from 3 exons.
GCAAAAUAUCAAGCAAACACGAAUACUAGUUAGCAACAGUCAACAACAACGUUACUCAACCCUUACCAUUCUCUCUCUCUCUCUCUCUGUCACUCUAUAUUCUCUCGUUCUCGACGAUUUCUUAAAAUAAACUUCAAAUCGUACCCUUCUUUAUAACAUUAUUCGUACCUCCUCCUCUCUCAAAAUCACUGUCAUAAUCAUCAAAACAACCCUCUCCAAUCUCUCCUUGAAGAAGAAGAACCACCAACCAUGGAAGAGGUAUGGAAAGACAUCAAUCUCGCUUCCUUGAAUGAACAAAACGCUCGACCCAUUACUACCCGUUCCACUUUUGGAGGUGUUAUCGUCCAAGACUUUCUGGGUCGACCCUUCAGCAUAGACCCACCAAACAGCAUGGUCUCUUCUUCUUCUUCUUCUCCUUCUUCAGAAAGGGCUUCUCUUUAUUGCUCUGCCUCACCGACCCCACCACCCCCCGUCACUGCUCUUAGCUUGAACUCUCGCCCUGAGUUCCAUUUCGAUCCUCUUAGACCCCAAAACUCGCAACCUAUGAACCUCCAUCACCCUCCUUCAAUGGUAUCUUCUUUCAGCAAUAACACAUCCUCAUUUGAAAGCCUCUCCAACCCUUCCUCUUUGCACUGUUUUGGAACCACGAGGUUUGCAGAACCUGCUGAUACCAGCCUCGGUGACAGGCGCCAUAAGCGUAUGAUAAAGAAUCGUGAGUCUGCUGCACGAUCACGAGCUAGAAAACAGGAAAAUAUUGCUUACACGAAUGAGUUGCAGCUUAAAGUUAAACACUUGCUAGAAGAGAAUGCAAGGCUCAAAAGACAGCAACAGUUGAGUGAACCCGCAGCCAGUAAUCAGCAAAAGAAGAAGAGCAACCUAUAUAGAGCAUCUACGGCUCCAUUUUGAGAAGAAUCUAUUAGCACACACUCGUUUAAUCAGUCCACCCAAAUGCUCCUGAAAAUCGCAACCUUUUGAGAGUGUUUGAUGAUGUAAUAUGGUUUUUAUUGUAUAUCUGGGUUUGUGGUUGUGACUCUUCCACGUUUAAAUCUGUCUUAUAUUGACAGUUAUUUGGAGAAUAUGUAUGAGGAGAAGGUGCUUUUGCAUUCCCUGUAGGGACGGACCUCAACAA